This is a messenger RNA of Mycena citricolor, 376 nucleotides long. The record is from the annotation of a GenBank genome assembly. NCBI's taxonomy places the organism in Eukaryota, Fungi, Basidiomycota, Agaricomycetes, Agaricales, Mycenaceae.
GUUUGCUCAGUCAGCAUAGAAAUCCCCGCAAAAUCUCUCAGGCCUUUGCCCCGGGUAUCAAACAUGAUAGCUUUCUUGCACCGUGUUCGUGCGCCCGGGGGUGAUGAGUGCGCUGUAAGCAAUAGAGAGCUAAUCUUGGUUUCAUUACAAAUUAGAAGAAAUCGGGGAAAAAAUCUGAUUUCGGGCAAUCUAAGUUGCGCGUGGUGCAAAAUCUGCUCUGGCGGGCCUACUUCGUCGUGAAUAUAGCCGCUCGAGACGGAAACCAGUCGACAGUGACUGGGGGCCACUCUCAGCAAGUAUCAAAGUCGCAGGGGCCAGACAUCAGACAGACCUUCGAAGAAGACGAAAGCUAAAGCUUGACAGGACGCAUUUUAGC